Molecule: messenger RNA, 2249 nt
Organism: Durotheca rogersii
Lineage: Eukaryota; Fungi; Ascomycota; Sordariomycetes; Xylariales; Xylariaceae
Exons: 6
Coding region: 162-2006 (614 amino acids)
Molecular function (GO): RNA binding
Source: RefSeq, a predicted model, not a curated record
UCAGCGACAGUAGUCUCUGCUGCCGCACCAUCCUACGAUCCACCCCUCGCCUCUCGCCCACACACUCGGCCGGAGAACUACCUCAGUUUCUUCGGUGCCUCAUCUUCCCACUACGCGCGACGACCCUAGAGAGCGUUGCGCGUGGAUAAAACACCGCAAUCAUGGCGCCCAAGAAGAAGGAACAGCCGCAGAAGAUGUCCCUCGGGGCCUUCUUGCAGGAAGAAAAAUAUGGUGGCUCGUGGGCUGAUGAAGUUGAGGACUCCUUUGGGUCCCAACCUCUCCCAUCAACUUCCGAGCGACGAACUGGCUAUUCUAGCUACGGAACCUCGGGCGGUGAUCGAGGCUAUUCUACUCGAGAUUCUUAUGCCUCCCAGGGUCCUGCUCAGCUGCCUACCAAGCCCCCCUACACCGCCCAUCUGGGCAAUCUAUCAUACGAAGCCACGUCCGAAUCCGUGACCGACUUUUUCGACGGUUGUGAUAUUACCAACGUCCGAAUCAUCGAAGAUCGCAUCGAGCAACGCCCAAAGGGUUUUGCUUAUGCCGAAUUUGCGAACGUUGAUGGUCUGAAAAAGGCCUUGACUCUUGAUGGAACCAGCUUCCAGGGCCGAACUAUCAGGAUCAAGAUCGCCGAUCCACCCAAGGAACGAGAUAACCGUGGGGAUUUCGCCCGCGAACUUGGUAGCUGGGAGCGGAAGGGCCCCUUGGCCGAUCUGCCAUCUCGUAGUAACGACAGACGCUCAGAGUUCGGGGAGCGUCGCGGCCAUGGUCCCCGCGAUCCGCCUUCUGAUGACGGCAAGGUGCGAGAUUUCGGCAACUGGGAGCGCAAGGGCCCGCUCUCACCACUUCCACAACCAGAACACUCGGCAGGAUCCCGGGAUAACAGCCGUCCCCGAACCAAUGACGCUAACCGCGGCGAUUCUUUCCGAAAGGAUCGUCGAACUUCUCCAGCCACCUGGGGGGAAGGUCGCCAGGAAACUUCUCGGCCACCUCGAGAAUUCAAGGAGAAAACAGAACGCGCUCCAACCGCGGCAGAGCUGGACAGCCAGUGGCGCAGCAACAUGCGACCUGACCGUGGCGUAAAGUCCCCUGAGCGGUCCCGAGACGGAUCCGAAGCACCUCCAUCCCCUGCCAUUGCCCCGCCCUCAGCUCCAGCUCCCGUGGGACGCCCGAAACUCAACCUCCAAAAGCGAACGGUAUCCGAGACGCCAGAUGUAACAUCCCCCAGCUUACCGUCUGCAACCGGCGAUUCAAAGGCGAGCCCUUUCGGCGCUGCUCGUCCUAUCGAUACGGCAGCAAAAGAACGCGAGAUUGCUGAGAAACGAGAGCAGCAUCUGAGGGAGAAGAAAGAAGCCGAAGAGAAGGCAAAAGAGGAGCGACGCCUAGCGAAGGAGGCCGCAGCAAAGGAGGCUGCAGAAAAGGCCGCUCUUGAGGCGGAGAAGGCCGCUCUUGAAGCGGAGCGGGCGGAGCAGGCGAAGCAGGCAGAACAGGCCGAGAAGGCAAAGGCCGAGAAGGCGAAGAUCGAGAAGGCAAAGGUCGAGGCGUCUGAGGCGAAGCCCGAGGUCCCGGCUGAGCCAAAGGAGGAGCCGAAAGAGGGGGCAGCCGCUGCUCAGCAUAACGGUGGAGGAGCAGAGCAGAGAGCGCCUGCGAAGCAUCGUGAGAACCCUCGUGAGGGCCCUCGUGAGAACCCCCAGAACCCUAAGUCCAGGGCGACCGAAAGCGGCAAUUGGAGAACGUCAUCGGGAGAGCACCGGCAGGGUCGCGGUGGGUAUGUAAAUGCCCCACGAGGUCGUGGCGAUGCUCGAGGACGCGGCGGUGCCCCGCGAGGGCCACGGGGCAAUUACGAAGGAAGACCUCACCGAGCAAACGGAGCGUCUCCCGUCACUAGCCCGCAACAACCGGCUCAGACACCAGCCCCGGCCCCGGAGGCCGAGGCUACCCCAACGCAAGAUCCCGACGGCUGGACGACCGUGUCAAAAGGCCGCCGCAGCCAGAUCACGCGUGUUUGAACGAGGCGCCUAGCACUGUACAAAAAAUACAGAUCUUCUACGCUCAGGCUGGUAAAAGGGAAAUAUUACUGGCGCCAUAAUACUAUGGACUCGCAAUACGAAAAAAAAAAGUUAUUUGAUCUCCUACGCCUGCUACUGUGACGACCUCAUGCACGCCUAUUGACGCUAAUCUACCACCACGUCUUGACUCCGCCCUAUAUGCCGGUAGCUUUCUGAAAAACUGCUGGUUAUACCGCAUGGCCC